GGCGCCUGUUUGUGCUGCGGCGCCGUGGCCCCGGACGGCCCCGCCAGCCCACCCCCGGGAGCCGAGAGCGGCCCCGGGAGAGUUCGAGGGCCCCGAAGGGUCCGGAGACUGUGGCCCUGGGCCCACAGCGCCCCCUCCAGGCUCCUUCCUCGCGCCCGACAGCGCCCCCGCGGGGUGGUGGUACGGCGCCCUUCGCGCGCGCCCCGGGGUGCUUCCCCUUCCCCUCUCCCCGGCCGUGGCCCCUGCGGCUUAGACGCCUCCUCCGCCGCCGCCGCUCGGAGCAACCCGGGGGCCGGAUGGACGGGGCCGCGGGGCCCGGUGAGGGCCCUGCUCGGGAGGCCCUGCAGUCUCUGAGCCGGCGGCUUCGGGUGCAGGAGCAGGAGAUGGAGCUGGUAAAGGCAGCCCUGGCAGAAGCCCUUCGCCUGCUGCGGCUGCAGGUGCCCCCCUCCUCCCUGCAGGAAUCUGGCACACCAGCUCCUCCAGGGGACAGCAGUCUUGCAGCACCCCCAGGACUGCCACCCACCUGCACCCCCUCCUUGGUGAGCCGAGGCACCCAGACAGAGACAGAGGUGGAGCUCAAGUCACCCCCUGGACCCCCUGGCCUGAGCAAUGGACCCCCAGCCCCUCAGGGAGCUAGCGAAGAGCCCAGUGGGACCCAAUCUGAAGGAGGGGGCAGCAGCAGCAGUGGUGCUGGCUCGCCCGGGCCCCCGGGGAUCCUCAGGCCCUUGCAGCCCCCACAGCGUGCUGACACGCCUCGAAGAAAUUCUUCCUCCUCCUCAUCCCCCUCAGAGCGGCCUCGGCAGAAGCUCUCCAGGAAGGCAAUUUCCUCCGCCAACCUGUUAGUGCGGUCCGGGAGCACAGAGAGCCGUGGGGGAAAAGACCCUCUCUCCAGCCCCGGGGGCCCUGGAUCUCGGAGGAGCAAUUACAAUUUGGAAGGCAUCUCAGUGAAGAUGUUCCUUCGAGGUCGCCCCAUUACCAUGUACAUCCCGUCUGGCAUCCGCAGCCUUGAGGAGCUGCCCAGCGGCCCACCGCCAGAGACCCUCAGCCUUGACUGGGUUUAUGGGUACAGGGGUCGUGACUCCCGCUCUAAUCUGUUUGUGCUGCGCUCUGGGGAGGUGGUCUACUUUAUCGCCUGUGUGGUGGUGCUGUAUCGGCCUGGAGGAGGCCCAGGGGGUCCUGGAGGCGGUGGCCAGAGACAUUACCGGGGGCACACAGACUGCGUUAGAUGCCUUGCUGUUCACCCUGAUGGUGUUCGGGUAGCCUCGGGACAGACAGCUGGAGUGGAUAAGGAUGGAAAGCCCCUGCAGCCUGUGGUUCAUAUCUGGGACUCGGAGACGCUGCUGAAACUGCAGGAGAUUGGACUGGGGGCCUUCGAGCGGGGUGUUGGGGCUCUGGCCUUUUCAGCUGCGGAUCAGGGUGCCUUUCUUUGUGUGGUGGACGAUUCCAAUGAGCACAUGUUGUCGGUGUGGGACUGCAGCCGGGGAAUGAAGCUGGCUGAGAUCAAGAGUACAAAUGACUCAGUCCUGGCUGUUGGCUUCAACCCUCGUGACAGCAGCUGCAUCGUCACCAGUGGGAAAUCUCACGUCCAUUUCUGGAACUGGAGUGGUGGAGUAGGGGUUCCUGGGAAUGGGAACCUUACACGGAAACAGGGAGUCUUUGGGAAAUACAAGAAACCCAAAUUUAUCCCUUGCUUUGUAUUCCUUCCGGAUGGAGACAUUCUCACUGGGGACUCAGAGGGGAACAUUCUCACCUGGGGGCGGAGCCCUUCAGAUUCCAAGACCCCAGGCAGGGGUGGGGCCAAAGAGACCUAUGGGAUUGUGGCCCAGGCUCACGCUCAUGAAGGCUCCAUCUUCGCCUUGUGUCUUCGGCGGGACGGGACAGUGCUGAGUGGUGGCGGGCGGGACCGCCGGCUGGUACAGUGGGGGCCCGGGUUGGUGGCCCUCCAGGAAGCUGAGAUUCCUGAACACUUUGGGGCCGUGCGAGCCAUUGCUGAAGGGCCUGGCUCUGAGCUGCUGGUGGGAACCACGAAGAAUGCAUUGCUGAGGGGAGAUCUGGCCCAGGGCUUCUCCCCUGUAAUCCAGGGCCACACUGAUGAGCUCUGGGGGCUCUGCACACACCCCUCCCAGAACCGCUUCCUUACCUGUGGCCAUGACCGGCAGCUCUGCCUGUGGGAUGGGGAGAGCCACGCGCUGGCCUGGAGCAUCGACCUCAAGGAGACUGGUCUCUGUGCUGACUUCCACCCGAGUGGGGCAGUUGUGGCUGUAGGACUGAACACAGGGAGGUGGUUGGUUUUGGACACAGAGACCAGAGAAAUCGUGUCUGAUGUCAUCGAUGGCAAUGAGCAGCUCUCAGUGGUCCGGUAUAGCCCAGAUGGGUUGUACCUGGCCAUUGGUUCCCAUGACAACGUGAUCUACAUCUAUAGUGUUUCCAGUGAUGGUGCCAAAUCCAGCCGCUUUGGCCGCUGUAUGGGACACUCCAGCUUCAUCACUCAUCUUGACUGGUCCAAGGAUGGGAAUUUCAUCAUGUCCAAUUCUGGGGACUAUGAGAUUCUUUACUGGGACGUGGCUGGAGGCUGCAAGCAGCUGAAGAAUCGCUAUGAGAGCCGAGACCGGGAGUGGGCUACGUACACCUGUGUGCUGGGCUUUCAUGUCUAUGCGCGUGGUGGCGGUGGCCGACGACUUCUGCAAAGUGCAUCUCUUCCAGUACCCGUGCGCUCGUGCCAAGGCGCCGAGCCGCAUGUACGGGGGCCACGGCAGCCACGUGACCAGCGUCCGGUUCACGCACGACGACUCGCACCUCGUCUCGCUGGGCGGCAAGGACGCCAGCAUCUUCCAGUGGCGAGUGCUGGGCGCCGGGGGCGCGGGGCCAGUGCCCGCCACGCCCUCUCGAACCCCCUCCCUGUCCCCCGCCUCCUCGCUCGACGUUUGAUCGCUGCCUGGCGGACCAACUGGCUGGAGGCGUGGACCCACCCCGCCCUGCCCCGCCCUAGUCCCCAUAGACCAGGGGCCGACUCCUCGACUGACUUUGAGACAUUCCCGAUCGCGCGUUUCCCCGGAGGGCGCGAAGGGCGCCUCUGCACACACUGUUUAGACCCGCUGGCUGAGCUGGGCAGCCCCAGCCUAGGCCUUGACUCCCGCUGCCUGCUGAGGGGCAAUAAACCAGAACCAAAGUCGCCUCCCGGUGCUUUUGUGGGGCGCUGCUGGGCGCCUCCGGGGCCUUGUGGGGUGGGGACGAAGGAAAAGAGGCGUGCGAAAAGGGUUAGGGAGCGUAGACCAUUUAUGCAAAUAACAGGCAAAGCCGCUUGCAAAUAACCUGGCGAAGCGCGAAGGCGCGCGAGUCUUUCCGGGCGGCAGGAGAACCUGCAGGGACCCAGCGA
Messenger RNA from Saimiri boliviensis boliviensis (Bolivian squirrel monkey), 3376 nucleotides. It is a transcript of the gene EML3, whose product is annotated as EMAP like 3. Gene Ontology annotation, biological process: microtubule cytoskeleton organization. Gene Ontology annotation, cellular component: mitotic spindle. Gene Ontology annotation, molecular function: microtubule binding. The record is from RefSeq and is a predicted model, not a curated record. Lineage: Eukaryota; Metazoa; Chordata; Mammalia; Primates; Cebidae.